Messenger RNA from Lecanosticta acicola, 907 nucleotides. Lineage: Eukaryota; Fungi; Ascomycota; Dothideomycetes; Mycosphaerellales; Mycosphaerellaceae. The record is from the annotation of a GenBank genome assembly.
AUGGGCAUCGUCAAAGGCGGCGCAUUGCGCCUCUUCCAGACCUUCCUCUACGCCCUCAUCUUCUGCUGCGCGGCCAUCAUCCUCGGAAUCUACUCCUACUUCCUCUCCGUCCUCGCCGACCGCAACCUCAUCAUCGCAACAAAAUGGAAGGCCGUCGAGGGACUCUCCGGUGCUGCCGUGCUGUACCUCAUUUGCGCGACCAUCCUGACGUGCUGCCUCGGCGGAAUCUCCGUCUUUGCCUUCCUGGCCAUUGUGAGUUGUCUAUAUCGAUUCCGCACUAUCAAGCACUCGCUGAUUCUCGUAGGUCCUCGACAUCGCCUUUGUUGGCGCCAUGAUCGCGAUUGCAAUCCUUACCAGAGACGGCGCAAGCUCUUGCAGCGGCAACGUUCAGACUCCUCUCGGCAACGGUCCAGGUGGUAAUCGCGGCAGCUUCGGUGGCCAAGUCACCUACGCCGUCAGCCUUCGCACUGCUUGCAAGCUGAACACCGCUGCCUUCGCCGUCUCCAUUGUUGCGGCCUUCCUCUUCCUCAUCACAGCCGCCAUGCAGGUCGCCCUUGUCCGUCACCACAAGAAAGAGAAGCGCUACGGACCGAGCCCAUCCAACAACUACACCUCCGGAUACGGCAAAGGCAAGUGGUGGCAGCGCAAGGGCCGCAAGUCCAAGGGUGGUGACGCGACCAGGGACACCGAGCUUGGCGCUACUGGUGGUCUUGCCGCUCCGGGCCUGGACAUGCGUCCUAGCCAUGAGACUGGUUUCACGGGCAGCACUGUCGGCAACACCGCCAGCGUGCCAUACGACAAGACCGAUACCACCGCACACGGUGCUCACAGCGGCUACUACACCCAGCCCCAAGGUACAGGAGUCAACCCAUACGGUUACUCCCAAGGCACCGCCACCAACUAUUAG